Molecule: messenger RNA, 1218 nt
Organism: Apis florea (little honeybee)
Lineage: Eukaryota; Metazoa; Arthropoda; Insecta; Hymenoptera; Apidae
Product: paired box protein Pax-6
Biological process (GO): regulation of transcription by RNA polymerase II; anatomical structure development
Molecular function (GO): RNA polymerase II cis-regulatory region sequence-specific DNA binding; DNA-binding transcription factor activity, RNA polymerase II-specific
Source: RefSeq, a predicted model, not a curated record
AUGGCGGUAGAAAUAUUAUCUUCUAGAGUUUCUAGAGUUUUAGAGAGAGAGAGAUUAGAGAAACAACAACUCGGAACAACCGAAAUUAGACGGAGAACCUGUAGCCUAGCGAUUGACCUGUAUCUUCGUCUGUCUUCUCGUUCACUAACUCAGGUAUGGUUUUCGAAUCGGCGGGCGAAGUGGCGGCGCGAAGAGAAAUUGCGCACGCAACGGAGGGACAACCCGCAACACCCGCAGCAGUCGCAGCAGCAGCAGCAGCAACAGCAACAGCAGCAACAACAGUCCCAACAGCAGCAGCACGCCGGAGGGGUGAGCCUGGUCACCGCUGGCCAUCCGACACCACCACCGGCCUCGGGUAUUUUGGCUGGUCAACCACCGCCGCAAGCGCCGCCCUCUCCGCCUAGGAUACAUCAUGGUUUCGCGCCCACCGCCGUUUACCCCGGAAUACCCAGCAUGCCUGAUUCGUACAGUCCCAUGACGUCCAUGCCGAGUUUCACGAUGUCCGGCGGCGGCCAGCAGAACCAGCACACGACGAGCAGCAUGUCAUCGUUGUCGACGGGCGGUGGGAUGGGCCCGAUGGGUAUGAGCGUGGGCAUGACGGUGGGCCCUAGCCCGGGCGCGUGUCUUCAGCAACGCGACAACGGUUAUUCGUGCGGCGUCGCCCGUCCGCCGAGCUACGAACCCCUUCACCUCGGAUACGGGGCACGGCCCACGUGCAGCCCCACUCAGCCGUACCACACCGCGGGCCUGAACCAGUAUAAUCAGAACACCAGCUCGACCGGUUUGAUAUCGCCAGGUGUGAGCGUACCGAUCGCGGUACCAGGCCAGCCAGCACCAGACAUGGCGGCCCAAUACUGGUCGCCAAGGCUGCAGUGACCGUGGUGGUCAUCGGUGUCGACAUCCUCUCCGUAGGCUCGAGCUUCUUUGACUUAUACAUUAGUCUUAACAAACGGUCAGAUACGGUCAGGAACGCAAGGAGAAGACGUUCGAAAUCGAUGAAAAGAGCAGCCGUUGCAAUUCGUUCGAUCGGAUCGAUUCAUUUGUCCUCGACGAUUAUAUCGAUUGCCUUCGAUUAUCGAUCCAAGGCAUCGACCUCGUAAAAAUCGUUCGAAAAAAAAAAAGGAAUGGAGAAUAACGAGGAUGUUAGUGGAAGUUGUAAAAAUAAAAACGUCACAAAUGACGCAAAAUUUAUCGUAUGGGAGAAAAAAAAAAAAAUAA